UGUUCGGUCUACCGCUACAAAGGUUAACCAAAUAUUUGCAAGCAUGGUCGUAUAAUAAUAUAACAAACCAAAAAUUUACUUAUCUCUAGCUCUUUAAUAUUUCAUAAGGCACGUUAAGCCGUUGAUGCCAAUUAAAUAUGUAUUGCUAUUCUAUUAUAUAACAGCGCCAAAUGCGAUGUCAAACACAACGUUGUUAUGUCAAUGGACCUUUAUUAUCUUUUGAAGUAGGUUUUAUUUCAAUAAACCUCUAUGAUUUAUUACCUACUUCAAAAGAUAAUAAAGGUUUAUUUAACUGAAGUUAUAUAACGUGAUAGCGCUGCCUUCGAAGAUGAGUUCGAGAUUGUUUUGUGAACAGAAUAGCAUGUAUAAUCCAGUCGGCCGAACAAAAAGAAUUUCAUACAAUGACCCGAAGGCCUACUCUGUUUCUCCGAAAAAUGAAAAUUCGUCCAUUUUUCAAACCCUAAUACGACUCUAAAGGAACAAAUUUUUCAAUAAUCAAUAACGAAACGGAGGUAGCACCCUAACACUGCUUCUGAUGCACAGAUAAUAUUAAUGCAUAUGAUUUUAAAGAAAUUGUAAGAACGGUUCGUAAUUUUUGUAAUUUUCGUUCGUAGACAAGCAGAUUAAGACCCUCAGGUAUUAUAUAUCCCUUUACUUCUGCGCAAUCAUAUAGCUAUUGCACCCGCAUAGAUUCAUGUAGCUAAUUUUGUCAUAGUAAACAAAAAAUGUUUACGAUAUCCAUCAGUAGUCACAAAGAUACGUACGGAAUCAUAUCUGUUUGACGACCGGACUUACAAACGUUAACGCCCACCAGUCCGCACCGAGCCCACAUGAUUGUUUACCGUUCUCCCUAUGCGAUUAUAUCUACAGUGGGAGCUUGAGAUAUAAAUAGGCUGAUGAUGCUAGAAUUUGUUUGUUCAAAGGAGCCGAGAUGCCAGUCAACAAGUUGUCCGUACGUGGGUUACUCCCCGACACAGAUUAUUAUAUGACGUACGACGGUUCCACUACAGCGCCGGCGUGCUUCGAAACGGUCACGUGGAUUAUCAUCAACAAACCCAUAUAUAUCACUAAGCAGCAGGUAAUUUUAUUCAUUAUUCACUUUACUCAUCUUAAAUGGAUAUAAUAUACAUUGACAAGAACUUUUUUACAGGCGAUUUAAUUUCUGUGGUCUAAAAAAAUACCUCGAAAUUUAAGAUUGCGUCUUAAAUUUUUAACUAUCACAUAACUUUCAGGGAUAAGUCAUUUAAUAUUAUAUACAAAUUUUCCCACGGAUCAUCGUCGUACAAGUUGAGUCUAGUAUGUCAACUUCAAUUUUACUUUUAAAAUUGUUAUUCGAACAUUCAAUAAAAUAUUUUAAAAGAUUUGUGAGAGAACCUCUUCCAUUUUUGAAGGCAAUUGAAACGUAAAUGCGACUUAGCCCGUGUACAUUAUUUUUCCAUGUAUGAUGAAAGUCCCGUAGUUGAAAGAUUUUUAAAUAGUUUAGACUUUAAGCUUUAAUAUAUGUUAUAAAUUUGAAUCUCCGUAUAGGUAAUAUAGCAUUAAACUAAUGGCAAUUUUAAUGAAAGUUUGUGCAACUGGCUGAUAAUAUUUUUUUAAGAAACGCAUUCAGUAAAAUUAAAUUUAAAUACUUAUUCUGUCCUUAAUUGUUUUGAAUAAGUUCGUCCGCCUUUUCGAUUACAAGCAUUCCUUCAUUCUAAAUCUUUGCCACAGAGUUAGUAUAAAUUGAUAAGAUAACUCUUAAUAUUAAGGCUUUACCUUGUCUAAACUAUCUAUACUGAGUUUGUGAUGAGAAAGCGAAACUUGUAAAAUAUUUUUAUUUUUUCGAUAAAAUUGGCUAUCUGUC
Diatraea saccharalis (sugarcane borer) is the source of this 1843-nucleotide messenger RNA. Lineage: Eukaryota; Metazoa; Arthropoda; Insecta; Lepidoptera; Crambidae. The record is from the annotation of a GenBank genome assembly.